AUGAUCGUUUCCCUCUGGGUGGUGGGGCUGCCGUCCGUGCUCUAUUUGACGACCGACUUCCUCAGCCUGUGGCAGGUCUUCCCCUUCCUCUACAUCCUGCUGGACCUCCUCCUGCUGCUAGCGUGGGCCUUGGUGGACUGGGACUUGGCGGCACAGAGGGCUUCGUGCAAGCUUCAGGCGGGGCCGGCGCCCUCCCCGUGCGCUCGUGCCCGCCACGCCCGGGCGGCGGCCUGGGCCGCCGGCGAGGCCGAGGGCGCCGCCGCCGCCGAGGGCCGGCCCGGGGCGGCCGGGCCUGCCGCGGCGUAG
Prorocentrum cordatum is the source of this 306-nucleotide messenger RNA. NCBI's taxonomy places the organism in Eukaryota, Dinophyceae, Prorocentrales, Prorocentraceae. The record is from the annotation of a GenBank genome assembly.